Molecule: messenger RNA, 486 nt
Organism: Encephalitozoon romaleae SJ-2008
Lineage: Eukaryota; Fungi; Microsporidia; Unikaryonidae
Exons: 1
Coding region: 1-486 (161 amino acids)
Molecular function (GO): protein binding
Source: RefSeq, a predicted model, not a curated record
AUGGAUAACCUACGGGAGGCUGCAAGCAUAGUCAGAAGUGUGGAUAUUGAAGGGUUCUGUGAUCUUUGCAACAUGGAUCUUGAGCUCAUAUCCCCUGAUGUUAUGGAGGCUCUUAAGACAAACAAGUUAAUCAAGAAGCUCGACCUGUCAAGCAAUAAAUUGAAAGAGCUACCCUCUGAUAUUGGAGCCCUGAACUGGCUUGUGGAACUUGAUCUCUCCAACAAUGAAAUAGGAAAGAUCCCCGAAGAGAUGAAUGAUAUGAAGAGCUUGGAAGUGCUUAACUUGUCAAACAACAAGCUAACAUCAUUUCCAUGGAAGGUUUUGAGGCUUGGUAGGACCGGGACAUUGAAAAGUUUGGAUCUCAGAGGGAAUCCUCUAUACAGGAUAUAUCAUACUGCUUUCGGAAGGUUUUUCUUAAGGCUAUUCUACGGCGAUAUUGUCAAAACAGGAUACGAUGUUGAGGAGACAACCAAGUGUUCUGAUUAA